GCCGUGAGCUGAUCAGGCAGCUCAUUCAUUGAACGCCUCGGCUGCGAGGCCAAAGAGUUCCGCUUACACGCAUCAGGAAGGGGCCGCUUCAGCCCCAGUUGCGCCCGGGUGGCUGCGCGUCCGCGCAAGAGCCGCCCCUUCUCUGGCGCAAAGGUCUGGGGCUGGUGGGCGUCGCGAUUGGCUCUCGGACCUGCGAGCAGCUGCGCGCCCAUUGGCUGCCGGGCUUCCUUUGUUCCUUUCGCCGCUGCCGCAGGAGAGCGGAAGUUUGAGCGCGCUCGCUUGCAGCUGGAGCUGCCCGGGGCCAGCGAGCGAGCGAGCGAGCCAGCGAAGUGAGCCUCCCUGCGCUCAUUUCCUUUCUAACCACAUCCGACUGUCAGGGAGCAACAGCAGGAGGGAGGAGGGCAUUUGUGCUCUGAGUGUCUCCCUCGCCCCGGAUCUCGCGUGCGCGCGCUGCGGAUCCAACAUGGAUCUAGAAAGCAAGAUCAAGAAGGUAAGGAAGCAGCGCGCAACUUCAGCGCGGGCGCGGAGGGAGCGAGGGCGGCUAAAGUUACCUGUCCGCGCUGGCCAACGCCCCUGACACUCUUGCUUGCUGCCUGCUAUUGUUCUCCUCCUCGGUUUGUAAGAUCCCAAACCCAUUUUCCCCCCACACACCCCUCUCCGUCUCAAGUUCAUCCUUGGAUAGUAGAAUGUGCCUCCUUCGUAAUAUUGAAGGGGAGAGGGCGCUGCUGCAGAGAUAUUAUUAUUAUUAUUAUUAUUAUUAUUAUUAUUAUUAUUAUUAUUAUUUUGCUACUAUGCAAAUAAAUAUUUUUUUGUUUUUAAAAGCAUUGUCCCGGAGGGAUUUGGCUGAGACUGUGGUUAUCGGUAGGUUCCACAAUCCUGGCAGGGCAAAUCCUACCUACGUUUACUCAGAACUAGGUCGUUGUGUGUUUAAUGGGGCGUACUCCCCAGUAAGUAGGUAAAAGUGCGUUCGAUUCAGUCGGUGGAGCAUGAGACUCUGAAGCUCAGGCUCAUGGGUACGAGCCCCACGCUGGGUAAAAGAUUUCUGCAUUGCAGGAGGUUGGACUAGAUGACCGCUGGGUCGCUUCCAACUCUACAGUUCAGUGAUUCUAUGAGUCUGGGAAAGCUGUGCCGAAAAUAAAACCAAAAGUAUACAGUAAAGUCUGAAUGACAAGAGAAAAUGGAGAAAAUAUUAGGCUCCUGUCCCUAGCACAAUCUCCCGCUCCACCAGUCCUUCCAGGUGGUUUUUCCCCUCCCCAAAAUUCAGAUUCUUUGUUCUCUAGAUAUGCCCAAAUAUUACCAAACAGGAGUUAAUCUGUGCUUGCUGUGAUGGAUUCUGUGUUAGUGUGUACAGUUCAAUAUGUACGGACAAGCAGAUCUCUUUUAAGUGUUCUCUAGUUCUAUGAUGCACCGACAUUAAAAGCAGUGCAACUCCCUAAGGCUUUCACCUCUUUUACCAUUUUUAUUCUGUAAGUUUAGGAUGGAAACUUGAAUCUUUGCAACACCUGAGCUGUUUGGAACGAAAUACUCUGCAUUGGUUACUCAGAUUUGUUGGAGGAGGCAGGCUGUUUUAGAAAAGCCAAGUCUUAAUUGAGUAGGCAUUUUCUAAAGCUGGAGCAAAAUGUGUGCUCAACUGAAGUAGGUUUGUUGCACGCUUUUAUUCAAUUUUAUGGUGUGCAUAGGUGCCAAAAUAAGGUAGAAGAUGGGGAAAUAGAGACAUUUCUGCUCUAGUCAUUAAUGACAGGAAUUACUGUAAUCUCUGACUUCUUGCUGGGAUAGGCUCUACCUUAGAGAGGGCCAGAACAUAUGAACAUUCUGGUGCUGUGGUGUUAUUUAAAAGCAAUAAACAUUUUAAUGUUUUUUUAAAUCUUUUAACAUUCUUAUUAUUGUUGAUUUAUUCUAUUUACUUAAUUCUCAUUCAGCUACACAAUCCACUUGGGUGCACCGUUGACCUGCUCUUAGUGGAUCCCCACGUGUGCUCACAUGAUCCCCAUCAGCAGCAAACCUUUCUCUGCGAAAGAGCACACCUUAGCUGUUAUGCACCCUGAGCACGCACUCUUUGCUCUGUUAAGUUUAAAAGCCUAUUGAUAAACCACACAGAUUAUUGGAGGAAAGAAGGAAAGGUCUACACACUGAAGUCAACCUACUGUGAAGUUAUACCACAGUCCUAUGAAGUAAGCAGAGGCGGUUUUGGGUGGCCCCAACGGUUCGACCACAGGGGGCGCAGCACUGCAGGGGCGCCACAACAGUGCUGUAGAAUAGGGCGCAAGUGGUGGAGAGCCCAAAUUUCAGCAUCGCACAGGGCGCCGCUGAAAUUUGAGAGCCCAAAGACUGCCACUGAAGUAUGUACGAGCUCCAGACCUGGGGAGCCUACCAGAAUCUACAGUUGCUCCAGGGCAGCGAAACAUCAUGGUUCAUGGCCUGGUGCUCAAAUAGUUCUUCCAUUUACUUUUUGUAGCCCACACCAGUGAAAGCUGAUGAAUAGAUUGGAUGUUGGUGUGCACUGUUGAUGUAUGCUAAUAGUCUAUUUGCGCAGCCUUAAUUUGCUAUUUCUUUUGGAAGAGUGAGAAUAUAAGAAAGAAGGGAACCUGAGCACUUGAGCCCCAGGCUGCAUGUCCCUUACGUUGGCCUAGAGUAGCCUUCCCCAGCCUAGCACCCUUCAGAUGUUUUGGGCCAUAACUCCCAUCAUCCCUGACCAUUGGCCAUGCUGACUGAGGUUGAUGGGAGUUGCAGAACAUCUGAAGGGCAUCAGGUUGGGUGAAGGAUGAGUUUCAGGUCCCAAUGCCUGGCUCUGGCAGCACUAGCAAUAGUCAACAAUGUUUGGGCAACACGAUGAUCAUAUACAUACGUAAUAGACAAUCUUUAUAGAAUUCUUUCCAACAAUAACAAGUUCAAAAUGAAAUCUUAGACUCAAAGUCUCUGAAAGCCUUUAAAUGAAGCGAGGUACCAAACUUUGCAAUAUAAUGUCCAACAGAGUUUCCAACUUUGUAAUAUAAUGAACAGAGAUUCCGGAUAUUGACUGCUGUUUUGUAGAUCUUUGUCAGCGUGGUGGGAGAAUAUAGAAUUGUUUUAUAAAGGUAAAGGGACCCCUGACCAUUAGGUCCAAUCAUGGCCGACUCUGGGGUUGCGGUGCUCAUCUCGCUUUAUUGGCCGAGGGAGCCGGCUUACAGCUUCUGGGUCAUGUGGCCAGCAUGACUAAGCCGCUUCUGGCGAACCAGAGCAGCGCACGGAAAUGCCGUUUACCUUCCCGCCGGAGUGGUACCUAUUUAUCUACUUGCACUUUGACGUGCUUUCGAACUGCUAGGUUGGCAGGAGCAGGGACCGAGCAAUGGGAGCUCACCCCCUCGCGGGGAUUCGAACCGCCGGCCUACUGAUCGGCAAGUCCUAGGCUCUGUGGUUUAACCCACAGCGCCAUCCGCAUCCCUAGAAUUGUUUCAUAAACCCAUCUUAUUUCGAAUGAAUAUAUGUGAAUGAAAAUAUAAAAUGCUGUGGAGCAGUGCUCAUGUAUAAUGUAGUCACUGCUCAGCAUAUAUUCAUUGAACUUGUUAUUGACUGAAAGAAUUCUAUAAGGAUUGUCUAUUACGUAUGUAUACGGUCAUCAUGUUGCCCAAACAUUGUUGACGUUCUCUUUUGCAACACAGGGGUUUGUUUGGAUACUUAUUGUAGCACCAGAAAUAGGCCAGAUUGUGACUGUUUCUCCAGGGAUACCAAAUGAGUCCAUGCAGAGCAUGGACUUGGGCUUGAGCUACCAGACUCUAAAUGCAACAAUUAUUGUGUCACAUACCUGUACAACUCCAUAUGCACCAACGCCAACCAGUAAACUUCUGAACUUUCAGUAUAAAUAGUUUGAAGCUGCGUGAGCCAUCUCGAUAAAUGAAAGAGAGGGGAAGUUUCUUAAUAUCCUGGUUAGCCAGAACUUCACAUAGGAUGGUGGUAAUUUUGCACAAAAAGGAAUGUAUAUUCACUGGAAACAUGAUUACGGAAGGAGUAUAAUUAAUGGAUUCAACUUUAUACUCAUGCAUUUCUUCAAGAACGUAUAUAAUCUGCUCCAUAUUAGUUUUUCAGAUGUCACUGCUUCUCCUUUAGUAUAUGAAAGAGGUCUCAGAUAAUUGGUCAGUGUCACACAAGUGAAAGGAACUCCAGGAAACUUGCUGAUGUUUUUUGUGUUGCAUUCAACUUCCAGUGUCUAUGGCUACAAGCCAACUUUUUUUGUGACACUUCAUAAAGGUACUGUAUAUUUAAUUGUUGCCCAAAAGGCCACUUUUAAGGGCAGUUUAAAACUUGUGCUGAAAGUGAUAGCUUAGCAACAUAGCUCUUUCCAUCAUCAUAUAUAUCUUCAGAAUAUUUUACAUGGAAGAAUAAAUGUAUGCUUGCUUCUUUGAUGUUACAAUUAGCAAGCAUUAGGCUGAAGUAGUCAAUCUGUUGUCCAGCUUUUGUUAACACACACACACACACACACUCUCUCUCUCUCUCUCUCUCUCUCUCUCUCUCUUUCUCUCUUUGAGGAAGUAUGACUCUUUCAGUUAGGUUUUGGGAUUACAGAAAAUUAUAAGAGACCACAUAUCUGUCAUUUAAACAAAUCUGUUGAGACCCUGGAAAAUGUUUUCAGGUGGGUAUCUUACCUGCAGGAGUGUGUUAUACAGUAUACAGUGGUACCUUGGUUUAAGAACGGCUUAGUUUAUGAACAACUUGGAUUAAGAAUGCUGCAAACCCGGAAGUAGGUGUUUUGGUUUGUGAACUUUGCCUUGGAAUAAGAACAUGUUUCGCUUCCUGUUGAGUGUGUUCCAUUUGUAAAUCGAGUCCCCCACUGCUAUGGGAAAGCACACCUUGGUUUAAGAACGCUUUGGUUUAAGAACGGACUUCCAGAACGGAUUAAGUACCUAAACCAAGGUACCAGUGUACAAGAAUAGCUGUUGUUGUGGAGAACAAGAAACUGUGUCCAGGCCUUGGCCAUGAACAGAAAUUUGUGAAUGAUAUAUUUACUCUCUUACGCAGCCAUCUGCAACCUCUUUGUUUAGGAAUAAAUGGAAAUAAAUGUUUAUGAAAGAUUUAAGAGAUCCCGUUCCAGAAGAAGAUAAAAUGUAGUAAGGAUAAACACAUGCCAGUGUUGGCAUAAGCUAUGUGGUAGUUGUAUAAGUAUCGCUGUAAUCUGGAGGCCAGAAAAAUAGAAGAGAACAUGUAGUAUGUUGGUAAGAAACUCUUCUUCAUAAACGUUGUCCCUGCCAUCGGUUGGAACCAACCCACUUCCUAAAUUUUAAGAAAUUUAAUGUGAGGUGGAUUAAUCCGUUCCAGUUCUGGCAACUGAACACAUCCUAAUAGGCAAAACUGUGCAUCCCCUUUGAUCUCAGUGAUGCUCUUUGGUAGUUCAGACCUGAUGAAAACUGACUCCAUUAACUGUGGCCAACAGAGAGCUUUGAUGCUCUGUGAUUUCAGGCUUCCUGAUGCAAUGGUGAACAUAAAUAUCAGGCUUGAGACCUUCUUCUCGUUACCUGAUCUUGUGUGAAAUCUGAAGACCUGUGGAAAAGUACAUCUGAAAAACAUCCAUCUGGUUCUCCUAUCUUUGAAAGCAACCGCUUUGCUCUCUUCAUAAAUUCCAUAACUUGGUUUUCUCGCUGGAACAUACUUUACCUUAAUUCAAAGCCAUCCUAUGAGCUGAAUGAGAAUGUACUUCUAUAAUUAUAGCUCUUAAUUGCUUCAUAGAGCAUGUUCAUUUUCAAAAAUGACAUUGCAGACAAAGGUGGCUACUUCUUUAUAGAUGUGGUGCACGCUUCAUUUUUUUAAUCAAGACUUACUCUCUGGUUCCACACAAAAAAGAACAAGAGAAAAGUAGCUGGGAAGACAGUAAUGUGGUGGGGGAGAAAUUAGGAGCUCUUCAAACAGUUGUUGAAGACAUUGCAUCAAACUGGAAAUGAGAAGGAUUCAGUGGUAAAGAGACUAUGUGAUAUACAGGCAAUCAUCCUUUAUUAUUUCCCUUCUCAUGUUUCCUAGGAUCACAUUUUAAAGAAUUUUCUGAGCUGCCUUGAAUAUACAAAUGAAUAAAUAUAAGUUUUGUGUUUGGUCACUUCCUUGCUGGCUCUUUUUAUUUUUUAAAAAAGUUAUUCCAAUGUAUUCCUAUAAGGUACCUUUCCUGUGGAGGGAUCAAGGAAUACCUGCACAAAACUCAAGAUGCAAAUGGAAACAUUAAGAACAGGGUAGCCAGUGUGGUACCCUUCGGAUACUGUUGGGCUAUAACUCCCAUUAUUCCUAACCAUCGGGCAGGUCUAUGAGCGCUGGAGUCUAACAACAUCUGGCAGCACCACAUUAUCUCCCUUUGAUUUGAGGAUUCGUAGGCCUUCUGUAUCCCAGAAAAGCAACUUUCUAACAUUGCAACCCUUCACAUAUCUACUCAGAAGUCUCAAUGAGUUCAGUGGGGCCUAUUUCGAGGUAAGCAGGUAUAUAGGAUUGCAGCCAAAUUUCUUUGAAUGUCUCCAUGCUUACAUUGAAAAGUUAACCUGAAGCAGAAAGGUUAGAAGUGAACUCCUAGAUACUAAAGGCCUCUUGGGUUGUCUUUAUUUCAUCUGUGGGUGAAUAAUGCAGCGAAGAGAAAUGGCAAGAUAUUUAUUUUGGGUAUGUGGUAAAAUGGGAUGAGAUAGGGAGGUAAGAUGAUAGACAUGGCAUCUGUGUGAGAUUUCAUGUCCCAUAAAGAAGGGUUAUUGGUUCUUGACAAUGAGCUUGAAAUAAACAAUCUCUGAGAAAAUCUUCUUCUGCCUGCCCAGAAUAAAUUGCUCAUAAUUCUCUUACCCAAAUCCUGAGUGCCUCAGAGGUUAGAGCUUGAGUAAUUGCAAAAUACAGUCUUAAUGCCUAAUUCACUGAGUGCAUUCAUGUGCCAGGGAUGCCUUUAACAUUAGGCUAAUCUUUCCCACAUAUACAACUGCUACCUGAUUUUAUCUCUUUUUAUAGAUAGAGUCAUAGAAUUGCAGAGUUGGAAGGGACCCUCAGGGUCAUCUAGUCCAACCCCCUGCAAUGCAGGAAUCUCUGAGUAUAAUGCUAUGUGUUUGACGGAGGUUGUGAUUUUUCCCAGUGUCUGUCUUUCCCAUUAACUUCACCAUGGAGAUGCCGAGAGCUAUACAGUUGGUGCUUUAUUGAGCCCCUGUUAGUUAAACCUUUGUUCCGAGUUAGAAUUCGCUCUGCCCUGUCUGUGACAUCGGUGAACUCCAUAAAAACGUGUCAGUAGGUCACUGCCUCGCGGUCCCAUUUGCAUGCUGUGAUCACAUAGUUUGCCUCAGGAAAGGAGAGGCUGGCACUGAAGCAGAGAAAUUUGCGUCCUUUUGGAAAAUAAGGGGGGAACAUUCCCAUUCAGACUCUUUAAAGAAGAAUGGUAUGUGUCUGCCUUUUUUAAAAGGGGUUUUUUGAGAGGAGUUAAAUUCUGGGAUGUGCCUGAACAAUGAAAAUAGGGAAUGAGACAACUUGCUAAAAAUCCUGUAUUGCAAGCAGCACUCACUUUAUAUGCAGAAGUAAAAGUUUCUGCUCUGUUCGUUUACUGCAAAGUGCCACUUGGCAUUUCUUGCAGGGCAUUUCUUGAUCCUUGUUGUUUUGCGGCGGCUGCCUUGGAAACCAGUUCAGAGUGAAAAUCAACAUCCAGUCACCAUUUCAAUAAAUCUUCCCAGUUCAACAGACCAAUUGAAAAUGGGACAAAAUGGAAAAAGUCCUGGGUUGUUUUUUUUAUAACAGGACAACAUUCUCAGCCAUUCGGGUAAUUUUGUACCAGCGAAAUUAAUUCUAUAUUUUGUAAUUGUCAAAAUUGCUAGUUAGCAAGAUAGACCAGAAUUCCCUUAUAUGUGUGGGAAUUCUCUCAAAGAUGGCCUGGGUAGCUUUCUGUGUGGGGCAGCAGGGGGGCAGGAAACAUAAAGUGACAAAAUCAAAAUGUAAAGCAAUAAAAUUAAAUAACACGUUUUAAUACCAGCUAGGCCUUAAUAAUCGCCUUUUGUCCAUUAGAAACAUUUCUAACCUCUUGCACUGGUACUGUGUUUCAUUGCAAUAUAUGAUUUUAAUACACCUAUUGAGGCUUUAUAUACAUUCCCUCGGUAGCCCUUAGAACAGCCCUGUAAAACAAGCUAAUAUGGCUAUCCCCAUUUUAUAGAUGAAGCUGAGAAGUGGUGGUUUGCCCAAGGCUUUCCCAGUGCUGAGCGCAGGUUUGAACCAGAGUUUUCCCAAUUCAUAGCUCCCACUCAUUCCCAGUGUGGUGCACCAGGCCUGACGUGCACAUGGGAUUCCCACACAAGGAAUAGCUUCUUUGUCUGAAACAAAUAUUUGCAUGCAUCCCUGUCACUUAUGCAGACCUAUUUCCAUAAAUAAAGUCAAUGGGAAGCCCCACCAUGAUUUGUGUGCACUCACAAAGCAUGGACCAGAGAUACUGGGCUUAAGAUGCCUGACAGCGUUCUUCUUUUAUGUAUCAUCUGUUUGGAAGAAUGAUGAAAAAGUGAAGCCUAAGUAAAAGCAGUUCCCUGCUGAAUUUGAGGCUUCUUGCUGUUCCCUGUCUCCGUCAGCCAAUCCAUGUUGCCAGUACAUGUAUGGUCUGGUGCCAGCUAGCUAUGCAUAUGGUCUUGUUACGGAUAAAUGUUAGAAGGGUUUGGUUAAGGCCGCAGUCACACUGAGGCUCACCUACACGAAAAUCUCCUGCGCAUAAUAGCUGCUGGUUCCGACAGCCGCUUAAGUGUUAUAAUAUACAGUGGUACCUCGGGUUAAGUACUUAAUUUGUUCCAGAGGUCCGUUCUUAACCUGAAACUGUUCAUAUAUAUAUAUAUAUAUGUAUAUAUAUAUAUAUUAGUUUUCCAAUAUAAAACUAUACAAAACAAAACAUCCAAUUUAUCACCAACAUCUUUUUUUUUACUUCCAUCAACAUGUCUGAUAAUUCUCCGUCUUAAUCACUUCUUGCACAUUUCUUAAUUUAAUAUUGCACUACAAUAAUAUCUUAAUUUACCAUAUUUUUAAAACAAUAUUUCUACCAUACAUUCUCACAGAGCUUCCUGAAAGCUUACAAACCUUAUCUGGUCAUCACAUAUAGUUUUCAUAUAAUCUGUAAAUUUAAUCCAGUCUUCAGUGAAUCUCUGGUCUCGUCGGUUCCGGAUCCUUCCUGUUAAUUUAUCAAGUUCUGCAUAUUCCAUUAAUUUCAUUCUCCAUUCUUCAAUCGUAGGUAAUUCUUCUUGUUUCCAUUUUUGGGCCAUUAGUAUUCUUGCUGCCGUUACUGCGUAUAAAAAUAACUUCCAUUCUUUCUUAUUAAUUUCAUUUCCUAUUAUUCCUAAUAGAAAUGCUUCUGGGUUCUUAACAAAUGUAUAUUUCAACAUCUUUUUUAACUCAUCAUAUAUCCUUUCCCAAAAGCAUUUCACUUUUUUACACUCCCACCACAUAUGGUAAAAUGUUCCUUCUUUUUCUUUACACUUCCAACAUUUAUUACUUACUUUAUGCAUUUUUGCUAAUUUUACUGGUGUUACAUACCAUCUAUAUAUCAUUUUCAUCACAUUUUCCUUUAUUAUAGUACACGCAGUAAAUUUCAUUCCUUCAUUCCACAAUUUAACCCAGUCUUUAAAUUGUAUAUUGUAUCCAAAAAUUUUGGCCCAAUGGAUCAUAACCGAUUUAACCUCCUCGUCCUUUGUAUACCAUUCCAAUAAUAAUUUAUACAUUUUAGACAAUUUUUUUACAUCAUUAUUCAAUACUUCCAAUUGAUAUUUUGAUUCCUUGUCGGUAAAACCUCUUUCUAAUACAUCUUUUUUAAACAUUUCAUUAAUCUGAAAAUAAUGCAACCAAUCAUUUACAUAUUCUUUUACUUCAACAUAUGGUUUCAGUUUCCAUUUACUUCCUUCUUUCAUUAUUAAACUCCCAUAUGUUAUCCACCUCCCCCUCAUAUUGAUCUUCUUCAUACUCAUCACCUCCAACAACCUGAAACUGUUCUUAACCUGAAGCACCACUUUAGCUAAUGGGGCCUCCCGCUGCCGCUGUGCCGCCGGAGCACAAUUUCUGUUCUCAUCCUGAAGCAAAGUUCUUAACCCGAGGUACUAUUUCUGGGUUAGCGGAGUCUGUAACCUGAAGCGUAUGUAACCUGAAGCGUAUGGAACCCGAGGUACCACUGUACAUGUAAUUUUCAGAAGGUCAGUUCCACUCUGCUCAUAGAGAGGGCAGUGUCCCCCACAUCGUGUGAGCUCCGCUCCCUUCCAACAUCUGCAUUUGGCAGGGCAUUGAAAAGGGGAGCCUCUUUGUGUAUAUUUCCCCAUUAUUACUACUACUUGUAGUCGUCUUCUUUCUUGGCAAUCACUCGUAGCCAAGUAAGAUAGUAGUACCAGAUGACUGGGUUGCCCCAGCUGCUCUGGGUGGCUUCCAGCACAUAUAAAACCAUAAUAAAACAUCACACAUUAAAAAGCUUCCCUAUACAGUACAGGCCUUCAGAUGUCAUCUAAAGAUUGUAUAGCUACUUGUCUCCUUGACAUCUGAUGGGAGGACGUUCCACUGAGUGGGUGCCACUACUAAGAAGGCCCUCUGUCUGGUUCCCUGUAGCUUCGCUCCUCGCAGUGAGAGAACUGCCAGAAGGCCCUCGGUCCUGGAUCUUGGUGUCGGGCCAAAAGAACAAAGAAUAUCCACUUGCUUGUAUCUGAAGGCAUCUGUGUGAGCUUGUGCAUCUUUGCCUCGGUUUCUCUUCACCACUACCCGUGGGUGUUCAAGAUAUAACACUAGAUUGGAGACUACUGGCAGUCCUUCUCAGGCCAGGGACAUUUGCCAGGGGCAAGAGGAAUUGUGGGCACCUGCUCAUAUAUUCCUGAUGUUGUGUCUCUAAGAGUCUAGAUGCACACCUGGUUGACACAAGGAUGCCAGCAUAUGAUGCCACCAUGUCCUUUUGCAGCAGAACAUGUGACACUGUCAUUGUGGCUGCAUUCUGUGUGUUGGCCACCAUUAUAUUAAGUGACAGGUGACAAUUCCUCUCAGAAUUUGUUCCUCCCCACCCAGUAAUUUCCCCUGCAAAUCUUAGCCUCCAAUAAGAACAUGCAACAUAUGAAUACAUUAUUUGAUGGUGCAGAUCUUCUUCUUGAGAGGGAGAGAUGAUAUUCAGUACUUCUGUUUCCCCAGACAUUUGAUUGGCAGCAGCCAGGAAGCUGAGGUUUGGUCAGUGCUCUUUAAUAUAAAAGAGAGCCAGCUUUUGAGUCCCCAGAAACAUUCCAAGCUGAUUAAAGCAAGAUUUCCUUUUCAAACAUGAGCCCGGCCUGCAACCAUUUAUAACACUUUGCUCUGAAGUAAUAUUUUAGUCGUGAAGGCAUUGUGAAGCAGAUGACUUCAAUCAGUAGACUUGUAAUGCUUUUCGUUCGCAGACUGCCUUGAAAUCAAACUGGGCGUAUUUGAAAUGCCAGAUGUUUUUUUAGAAUUUUUAGCAACUGACAUCCAGAAACCUCUUCUUGGCUACAUUUCAAAUGACCUAUGUGUCUUACUUUCUUCCAUGAUUCCAUUUAUGGAUAAAUUGAUUCCAUCCUCUUUAAAAAAAGAAGAAGAAAAAGCAUGCAGGCAGAUUUCUUAUACUUUUGAGUAUUGAAAGGCAAGCUUGGUGUUCAGUCAGAAUUCCACACAGGUGUAAAGCAUUAUUUAGCAAUUGCAAUACACACUUUUGGGUAAGUGGUAAUGAUAAUUAUGAAUAUUAUGUCUGAAACCCUUUCACCUUGAAGCUUGCUGCUUUUACUUAUGCAGCGGCAAAAGCCUGUGUCCCCUCAUGAAAAGCCAGCCAAAGGCUUACAGCCCAUUACUCAUUUUCAUGAAAACUGGCCAUUUCUUUUCUGCUCAACAAAUCUGCUUGCUGAAGCACUCUUGCAGAACAUAAAUUUCAUGUGGUCUUUUCUUUCUAUAUUGAUAGAAACGUAAGGCUGUUGUCACACCAGGCUGUUGCCUAGUAGCCAGUAGGUGGUCAACUCCAGCAGGACAAAUGUCUGGCAGGCAAGCAAGGACCGCUGGUGGCAGGUGGCCCAGGCGAGCUGUUCCAACAGAGGCAGGAGGUGUUACAUAGUGGCUUGCUAAACCGCUGGAGGGGGAACCUGAUUCAGUAGGGCUGGGCGAGAUCUGGUUUUCAUCAUCGCAAUACAUCACCAGCUAAACAUUGUGAUAUACCGAUAUAUCACGAUGUCUGAAAUAAGAAUGGAACUAUGUAGAGGUGAAUGGUACGGUUGGGUGAUAUCUGGUUUUGAACUUUGUGAUAUAUCGCCAGCUAAACAGUGUGAUAUACUGAAAUAUCUCAAUGUCUGCAAUACGGAUAGACCUGAUUUUCAACUUUGUGGUGUAUCACCAGCUAAACAUCGCAAUAUACUGAUAUAUCACAAUGUCUGAAAUAAGGAUGGAGCUCUGUAGAGGCAUUGGCUGGCUUCACGGUUUAUGCCACAUUGUGAUAUUUGCCUACCACACCCGCACCCACAUCAUGAUUUGCAAUAUAUUGCCAGGUCAAGAACUAUGACAAUGAUACCACAAUAUGGACUUCAAACUGGUUUUGGACGAUAUAUCGAUAUAUCACCCAGCCCUGGUCCAAUCAUAUGUUUCUUAUUUCAGUGUCCUGCUAUCACUACCGCUAUCACAAAGCCAAAUGCAUUAAAGAGCCAGCUGCUAUUCAGAAAUUACAGGGCUAGGAAGAAAGGUGUGAAGCUUCCAUGAUGCAGCUCCAAGUGAAUUAUCUUGUUGAAAGUUGAUAUCUCCCCCUGCCUAUAUCUUAGAUUUUUGGAAGUUUGCCAGUUGAAGCACUCUAAAAAUAAUACUAUGUGCCUUGGGAAAUAUUUUUUUAAAAAAACUCUGUUGUUGUUGUUUUUUGUUUUCUAGAUGGGCUUAGGACAUGAAGAAGGAUCAGGAGCCCCUUGCUUGAAGUGCAAAGACAAAUGUGAAGGAUUUGAGCUACAUUUCUGGAGGUAAGAGGAGAGGUUUCCUGAUUUACCGAAACAUUUCUAUUGCAGAUAAGCAUAUCUGCACAACACAGGCCUCAUUUGGCCACAAACUGACUCAUUCAGACAUGAACUUAACUACAUCACACAUAUGGACAAAAUUGGGAAAAAUUAACACAUGAAGGAAUUGAUUCUGAUUAGAACAGCAAGCAUUUUCAAGGAUAUAAGAAAGACGCCAUACUAUUCACUGCUAUCGUGCACACAACUUGCCUGUGGGCUUUUCACAGGCUACUAUGAGAACAGAAUACUUGGCUAGGUGGACCUUUGGUCCCAUGCAGUAGAGCAUGGGUAGGCAAACUAAGGCCCGGGGGGCGGAUCCGGCCCAAUCGCCUGUGGACAGUCCGGGAAUCAGCAUGUUUUUACAUGAGUAGAAUGUGUCCUUUUAUUUAAAAUGCAUCUCUGGGUUAUUUGUGGGGCAUAGGAAUUCAUUCAUUUCCCCCCCAAAAAAUAGAAUCCGGCUCCCCACAAGGUCUGAGGGACAGUGGACCAGCCCCCUGCUGAAAAAGUUUGCUGACCCCUGCAGUAGAGCUCUUAGAUUCUUAUGAGCAUAUAAAUAAAAUGUGGGUUCAGGCAAGCCAGGGCCAGUUCACCCAUGAGGAGAGUUGAGACCGCCCCAGGCGGCAGGGUCUACCAGGGCAGCUAAUCCCAUUGUUGAUUUUCCUUUCUUUCCCUUACCCACCCUUGUUCCUGAUGUGGUUCUUCCCUGACCCCCUUCAUCUCUGGUGGGGAGGGAGGAUGCCAUUUUGAGGUCUGCCUCAGAUGCCAAAAUGUCUUGGGCCAGCCUUGAGGCAAUUUAAUGCUGUGUACAGUUGCUUACUUAGAAGUCAGAUGAUUUCCAUUGGGCUUGCUUCCAAUGAGAGUACAGUUUUGACUGUACUGUGAAGAAAUGCUACCGGUGCUUGGUGUUGCUAUAGAAUUUAGCCAAGGAGCCAAAUGUGUUGAUACUGCUUGUCAUGGAUUGAACAGUCUGGGAAUUUCUGCAUGAGGUGUCGCUCCUCUGACCCCUGCUGGGCUACCUUGUCUCCCUUUCCAAAGUGUGUGUGUGGAAGAAUCAUCUUUUAUACAGGUACCAAAUCCUUGUGAUGUCUGGGACGCUACCUAUGAACCCCAUCUUCCAGUUAAUUACAGCUUGUAAGCAGUAUUGUGGGACACGGGUGGCGCUGUGGUCUAAACCACUGAGCCUAGGGCUUGCUGAUCAGAGGGUCAGCGGUUCGAAUCCCCGCGAUGGGGUGAGCUCUUGUUGUUCGGUCCCAGCUCCUGCCAACCUAGCAGUUUGAAAGCAUGCCAGUGCAAGUAGAUAAAUAGGUAAACCUUCCGGCAGGAAGGUAAACGGUAUUUCCGUGCACUGCUCUGGUUCACCAGAAGCGGCUUAGUCAUGCUGGCCACAUGACCCAGAAGCUGUAUGCCAGCUCCCUCGGCCAAUAAAGCGAGAUGAGUGCCGCAACACCAGAGUCAUCCACGACAGGACCUAAUGGUCAGGGGUCCCUUUACCUUUACCUUUAAGCUGUAUCGUGAGCUUUAUUACCAUUAAGGAUAAGAGGUAAGGGAGAAUAAUGAAAAAAGGAAAUAAAAUAGAUUCCUUUCUAAAUAACAUACACUAGAUGAACCUCUUUGUGGGUUAGGGCAUCGUCAUUAUUACCACCAGUUCCAUCUCUCAGGCAUGCACCACUGUCGCUAUAAGAGAACAAGGGAGGCAUUUGUGGUGAAUUUCAGCACCUCUUUUUCUAGAAAAACGGGACUGAUUACCACCACUGUUGUUACUGUCACCUUUUUCCAAAGUUGUUGAGCAGGGGGACCCUGUGGCCGAGGCAUUAUUAGUAUAUUAAAUUUAUAUUUUGCCCUUCCUCUUCAAAGAAGCCCAGGGUGGCAAACAACAACUGACAAAGCAAUAAAAAAUUAAAACAAUUCCAAUACAGGUGCAGGCUGUGGAAAAAGCCUGAACUAGAGGAAGGCAUGUUGGAAGAAGAAAGUAUUCAGUAGGUGUCAAAAAGAGAACAGAGACGGGAUCUGUCGAAUAUUGACAGGGAGGGAGUUCCUAAGGGUAGGUGUCAGAGCGCUAAAGGCCCGAUUUGUAUAUUGUGUGGAUGGUCCUCUUGAUAAGAUGGUACCUGCAAGAGGCCUUCACCUGCAGAGUGCAGUGAUCAGCUGGGAAUAUAAGCAGUGAGAUGAUCUUUCAGGUCAUCACCAAUAAUCAUCAUCUUCUUUUUCCUGAUUGUUCCCAAGGGUUGUUUUUACUGGGGGGGGCACCCAUUUCAGAUUCACCAUUACUGUCCUCACCUUUCCCCCCUGUCUGGGCAACAGCAAGAAGUGUUCCCAAGUUGUCUGGGGAGCAGGGAGCACAGUGCAAAAGCAGAAACAUAAUUAUCAUUUCCUCUAAUUUUGAGACAGUCGCAUUUAUUAAGGUAAACUAAUGGGUGGGGUCCUGAAAGGGCUGCACAAAGGGCCCCACAGAUCAUAAUCCCACCACUGAAGGUACAUAUUUUUAAAAUACAUGAAUCAGCAUCAGCAUUAUUCCAGCAGACUGAAUAAACACAAGACUCUCUAUUCAGAUUAAUAAAGUCAUUGGCUCGGAAUUGUGAUGAUGGGAAUUGGUGUGCAUCCCAGGUUGAGCUCUGCUGAAUCUGCCACCUUUCCCAUUUCAAGAUAAACUGUAGCCAGAAGGUUGGUGGUUCAAGUCCAACCAGGGCUGGCUGUGGCCAGGAUUCCUGCAGAAUGACCCUCAAACUCUGCAAUUCUAUGGUUCUACGUAUAUGUAUUUAUACAUGACAUAUUGUUAAAAGAAGAUCUCUGUUAGCUUCUCUAAGUGUGAAGGUAGUUUGUCAGGAAUUUCAGAAUGACCAAACCUAGACUCCCCCCCCCCGCAAUUCCCCCCCACCCAAUAGAUAGAUGACCCAGCAAAUAUAUGUGCACGAACGUCUCUGAAAAGCUUUCUGCAAAACAAAUAUGCCUUUAGGGUCUGCAGUACAAUUAUGUUCUUUUCCACUAGAUGGGAGUGUAACAUCUGUGUGAAUAUCAAGCCAGCUGUGAGUGGAAAUCUGUUACACUGGAGCAUUCUUGACAUACCUGCCGGAAAAUUCAUAUUGCCACUAUGUAAAAACUAUGGAUAUUGCAUGUCUCUUAUUGCAUGUGACCUUGGCACAUCUAGUGCAAUGUUCCGGAUCAUAUUCUGCAGUAACAUGAAGCAACUGGUUCAGAUCCUGACCUCUGAAGCAGGAGAAAGCAAGUUUGUUCCAUCUUCCAUGUGACAACCCUUUAGAUAUUUGAACAUGGCUAUCAUAUCUCCUCAUAGUCUCCUCUUUACCAGGCUAAACAUACCCAACUCCCUCAGCCAUUCCUCAUAAAGCUUGGUUUCUAGGCCCUUGGUUGUGCAACCGUGCAGAUUUCUUCCAGAGAGUCCUGAGGGAUAAACUUCCCACGUGGUAUGUCCAUUCUUGUAUUGAAGCAGCAGACCACUGAUCUAUCCAGCUCAGUAUUGUCUCUGAGUUAUGACAUGCCACGCUAGUAAUGUAAGAGCCAGAGAGAUGUCGUGGUUAGAGUGCUGGACUAGAACCAGGGAAACCCAGGAUAGAAUUGCCACUUGGCCACAAAUUAAACUGGGUGGCCAUGGCCCAGUCAGUCUCUCUGUGUCUCUGAGUGGUUGAGAGGCUAAAUUGGGUGACGAGAGACCCACCUUGAGGAAGUCAAGAGGAAAGAAAGGUGUUGAGGCCAUCAGGGUAGAUCUUCUGGGCAGAAGUCCAGGGCCCCAAACACAGCAGGGUUGGCUUCCCAAAUAUGUAAGUAAGUGAAGUAGUGCAUAUUGUUCUAUAAACAGGCAGCAGCAUAAGAGCAUUCGGUCCAUAGUCUUAAAACUAGAACUGCUACUGAAUAUAGGGUAUUAAUCUGCCCCUUUUGCUCCCAGAUUAUUUAUACUAAGGAAAAUGUAUUCAUGAAAACAAAGGACAGCACACUGUUGAGCUGCUUGUUCACAUCAAUGUUACCAGAGUAAUAUUGAUGCUGCUGCCCACCUCCCCAGAAUGCUCUUCUGUCCCACAGAGAAAAGGGCUAUUUCCUAGGAAAUGAAACAGCAAAGGAAUCAGUCGUAUUCAUCAUGUGACUUCACUAAGCUCCAUUUUCAGCAGGGAAGGGACAGUUGAGGCAAUUACUUCUAAGCACAGACAGUGACCCAGUUUGCACGUAGCACUCAGCCAAGAGAAGAGAUUGCAGCCCUUUUGCUCCUCCUCGCUGGUCUUGCUGCUUCUGUGAGCUAAGCCAUGGUUUGGCAUAGCACAUCAUCAGAACAUGGGCUUGUGGUUUGUCUCGCUCCAGACAGUUGUGAGUUGCAACCAAGGUCAGUUCUUUGUUUACAGCUCAGCAUUUGCCUAGAGAAGCAAAGCAGCUGUGGUUUCCUCUACCCUUGAGUCUACACUUUCGCAGAAUUAUGGUUAUGCCCUCCUGAAUGAUAUCUAAAGCAGGCUAUCACUCAGUUUCUGUUUACUUAUAUGAACAUGGCCUAAUCAGUGCUUUUCUCUUGAAUCGCUAGGAAAAUAUGUCGAAACUGCAAGUGUGGGCAGGAGGAGCACGAUGUUCCCACUAGUAACGAGGACGACCGCAAAGUGGGGAAGCUCUUUGAGGAUACAAAAUAUACAACCCUCAUUGCAAAGCUGAAAUCGGAUGGGAUCCCUAUGUACAAGCGCAAUGUUAUGAUACUGACUAAUCCAGUGGCUGCCAAGAAGAACGUGUCCAUCAAUACUGUGACUUACGAAUGGGCACCUCCCGUUCAGAAUCAAACCCUGGUGAGCUAUCGUGAUACAGUCUUGGAAGCUUUUAUGAAAACUAGAAGGUAUCCUUUUAACCAGGGUUUCCCAAACUUAGGUCUCCAAAUGGUUUUUUUUUUACUACAGCUCCCAUCAUCCCUGGUUAGCAGGACCAGUGAUCAGGGAUGAUGGGAACUGUAGUCCAAAAAACAGCUGGAGACCCAAGUUUGGGAAAUCCUGCUUUAAACUGAAGGAGGGGUGGAUUGGAGUGUAUAGAACACCCAGGAUUGGGGCCAUAUUUUGAUGUAAAACAACAGGAAAAUUUAAAUGGAAUUAUUAUCUCAGUAAGCCUGGUACCCCUCCAAUUCCCCUCAGCCUUCAAUAGCAUCACCAGUGGUCCAAGACAGGAAAUGUAGUCCAGUGCCCCUGGUUCUCCUGCUAUAAGCCGUGUAAACAUAAUGAAGUGGGGUCCGGUGGUCAACUCCCCUUGCAAGUCUCUGAUUGCUAUAAAAUAGUCACACAGUGGAAAUGGGAUGAUUGUGGAAGCAAGAGGGGUGAGGUGGAGGAAAGAGGUCGUGUUAAUGGCUAGGAUAAAGCAUUGCAUUAGAGAUGUUCGCCACCACUUAGGAUGAUUUACGACUUCCCAGAUGAGCCCUUUCAAGAAUACUUCCAGAAACAGGACAUAGCAUUGGAAAACCUGCACAAUUUAUGUCAUUGUUUAAAAGCUGAAGAAAAGCACUCAAGCUUGCACAUUUCUGUUACUGUAUAUGGUCAGAACGAAUUCAGAGCUGGGAUCCAAGCGAAAAGCUCCCCUUGGUUUAUUAAUGGCUCAUCGAGAUGCGAUAGUUGGAUAGCCUUGUUGGGCUUCCCCACCCAGCCCAACCCUGUGCAUGUUUCAAUCUUGAGUCAAGUUUAUGUAGUGUCUUGCUGGCUGAUCUAAAGCAGAAGGCUGGAGAUGUGUGUGCAGCUUUGUAAUCAUAAGAGGGUUUUAGGGAUUUUCAAGGGGAGGGGGGACUUCAGCGUGCAGAAGCAGUUUUUCUUCAGUUUUUCAUGUAUAUCUUGCAGUACUUUAUUUAAUUUUAAGUUAUUUAAACAAGCUAAAAAUCCUUCGAUCUCAAUUCCAACCCUCACAUGCUGGUUUUCCUCUGCGAGAAAGAUUGCAAUUAGCAGUCUGAAAGCUCUUGCAAUGUCAGUAUCUGAAAAGAUUCAGUGUUAGCUAAACAUUGUUCAAGCUGUUACUGCAGCGGAGUAAAUGGCUGGGUUUUUUUUGUUGUAAAGCAUGCACCCGCAGUGAGCUUCUGACUCUCAGCCCCAGUUACGUCCCUUCAGUUUCGCUGUCCACUUCUUGGUAUCUGUUCGCGGCGAAGAGUAACAACUUCUGCUAAGCCCUGUUAAUCUCCCCUUGGUUGCCUUCCUCCCCGCUGCCGCCCUCCCCGUUUAUAAAAGCAGGAAUCCCAAGGGCAUCUGAUAAACUAAUUCUUGCAAUCCCUCCGGACUCUUUAGGCAAGACAUUAUAUGCAGAUGCUUCCCAAGGAGAAGCAACCCGUGGCUGGCUCAGAAGGUGCUCAGUACAGGAAGAAGCAGUUGGCCAAGCAGCUGCCCGCACACGAUCAGGAUCCGUCCAAAUGCCACGAGCUGAGUCCUAACGAGGUGAAGCAGAUGGAGCAGUUUGUGAAGAAAUACAAGAACGAGGCGCUCGGGGUGGGAGAUGUCAAGCUGCCGAGCGAAGUGGAAGGCAAAGCUGCCGGGAAGGAUGUCCCGACUAAUGGGGAGAGAGGCACCCCAGCCACCGUAGGAGCCAUGGAAGACAAACUGGCUGGUCAAAAGGCAUCCCAAUAUGUAAGUGGGCAUAUAUUGUCUAUUUGUCUUCCUGUCUCUGUGUGUCUUGUGUGCUGCAAACAGGAGCAGAACUGUCGGUAAAGGGUAGCAAAACAAUAGGGUUUUGUAUUAUUUUUGUAUUAUUUCACGCUGCAGCAUCCUUUGCACAGGGUUUAUAUAUUAAGUAUUUUAGGGGUUUUUUUAAAACUAUUGACUGUUUCAGCCUGCUGGUUUUGCAAGCUAAGAGCAACAGGGGCAGAAGGAAAACAGGGCAGAAGGGUCCUCCACUAAGGAAAACACAGUAUGUUCUAAAAUGUGACUGUUCUGGGCCUUGGAGGUAACUCCUGGGUAAAGGAAACAUGGAAAUCAUAAAAUUUGUAGAGUUGGAAAGGACUACAAGGGUCAUCUAGUCCAACCCCCUGCAAUGCAGGAAUCUUUUGCCCAACGUGGGGCUCGAACACUGUGAUUAAGAGUCUCAUGCUCUACCGACUUAGAAGCAUAGCAUCCCCUAGCUGGGACAGACCUCAGACACCAUCUAGGCCAGGGGUGGCUAACUGCAGCUCGGAAGCAUGAUUCCCCUCCACCCAGCAAUUUUUCCUCACCCCAGAUGAUUUUGGCAGUGGCUCCAAAAAGAAAAGAAAAUGGAACUUAGCACAGGGUAGGCAAGCCAGUUUAAACCUGUCCAUCCCCCUGUUGGUCAUGGUGCAACUGGAGAGUGAGUGAUAAUGCAUGCACACACCUCUCAGCUGACCUGAGCACUGCGCAUGUGCCUGUGUGCAUUCAAGAGUGUGCAAUAAUAAUAAUUUUAUUAUUUAUACCCCACCCAUCUGGCUGGGUAGUGACCAUGCCUACUUUGGGCCACAGCCAACAUGGGCAUGUGACCCUCGGAGGAUUGGUCAAGGAAGAGUUCAGCCCUUGGACCACAACAAGCCACCCUGAUCUACUCCGCCCCAUGUCUCAUUGCAGGAAUCUUGUAGUCACAGCAUCCCAGAAAGGAUGGAAUCAUAGAGUUGGGUCUCCCAAGGGUGCUCUAGUCUAACCCGCUGCAAUCCGACAUCUGCUUAAAUUUCUCCUGUGAUGAAGGGCCCGCUGUUUCCUGAACCAGCUGGGUUCUCUGUUGAACAGCUCUUCUCGUCGGGAAGUUUCUUCUUAAUACUUAGGCAAAGCCUGCCUAAUUUCCAUCCAUGCGUUUUCUCCUUCAAUCUGGAGCAAGUCUGCUCCAUCAUCUACAUGACAGUCGUGCAGCUUCUACCAAGAUAUAAAAUGCUAUAUUUAGUACCUGCAUGAAGAUCAAUAUUUUUUGUCUCUUGGGAUGGCCGGAGAGUCUUGCUAUAUUUAAACGAGAGCCAUUAGUUCUUGGAAGAAGCAGUGUGUUGUGGGUUUCUUUUCAAGGUGAAAACUGACGAACCGUACAGAAAAGGAAAACUCCCAAGAUGAAGAGGGAGGGACUCCUAAGUGGAAGCUGGGGGGGUGGGGGGUGGGAUGGCAUCCCCAAUUAAGUUUAAUGAGGAAAGGCCUCUGCUUGAAAUCAAACUAAUAAAUACAAAGGCUGACAUCUCAUGGCUUCACUUACUGUUGGCAGAAAGUAUUAAGCCAUAUAAACAGCAUUGAUCCACUUAUUACUUAUAAGACUGAGUUAGAAGGAGCUGGCUGUAAAUACUACACACUGCUGAGAAGACUCCACCCCUCUGGACUGUAUUUAAGCCAGGCUGCUGUGGUCUUUUGGAGUCCCGAAAGGCCAACACUAGUAUAUCUAACCUUUAAUUUACGUAUUUAUUCUGGGGGCAGUUGGUUUUCAUUUAGCGCUUUCCUUGUCAUACAUUAAGCCUAUAUUAGGCACUGUUUUACCUUGUUUGAAUGUACUGAUGUGUAAAAUGCAAAGGUGAUUUCACAAUGAUGUGAAAUCGUUAUGAGACACAAACUGUUGUGCAUUUGGGUCCCCCCACCCAAAAAAAUGUUUAUAUAUUUUUGUGAGCUGCCUUGGGUAUAGUUUUUGCUGUGGAAAGGCUUGUCUGACGGAUCUGAGCAGUUUUCUGUUUGCCUUCACUGCUUUCCCUGGGAAAACCCACUUUUUAGCACUGAGUUGGAGCAAACAUCAAUCUGCAGAAAUCUGAAUUACAUUUGCUCCGGUUUAACAGUCAAGAUUGGGUUUUCCCAGGGGGUAGGUAAAGGUAAAAGGUAAAGGACCCCUGGAUGGUUAAGUCCCGUCGAAAUUGACUAUGGGGUGCUGCACUCAUCUUCAGUUUCAGGCCAAGGGAGCCAGCGUUUGUCUGCAGACAACUUUCUGGAUCAUGUGACCAGCAUAACUAAAGCACUUCUGGCACAGUGGGGUAAGUGGAAAUCUGAAUAAGCUCUAUACAUAAACUUUAAAAUCUCUUGACCUCCUUGCAGUGCUGCUUCCGGUGCAAACUGAGCAUGAAGGAAGGGGACCCGGCUGUCUACGCCGAGCGGGCUGGUUACGACAAACUCUGGCAUCCGGCUUGUUUUGUCUGCUGCACCUGCGGUGAGCUCCUUGUGGAUAUGAUCUACUUCUGGAAGAAUGGGAAGCUGUACUGUGGCCGACACUACUGUGACAGCGAGAAGCCCCGCUGCGCUGGCUGUGAUGAGGUAAGCAAGGUCCCCCUUCUGCUCUGCAUCCAUGGAAGAGGCCAUGGAGAAAAGACCUGCCUGUAAAGAUUUGCUGCCUUUUGACCAGGCCAAGGGAAGGGCCAUAGCUCACCGGCAGAACAUCUGCUUUCCACACGGAAAGUGCUAGGUUCAAUCCCCGUCAUCUCCAGGAAGAGCUGGGAGAAAUCCCUGCCUGAAAUCCUGGAGGGCCACUGUAGAAACCAGCAUUUCUCAAACUUGGGUCCCCAGCUCUUGUUGGACUACACCUCCCAUCACCUGUGACCACUGGCGCUGCCAGCAAGGGAUGACGGGAGUUGUAGUCCAACAACCCAAGUUUGAAGAAUCACUGCUAUAGACUAUACUUGAUAGACCAGUGGCCUGAUUCUGUACAACGCAGCUUCUUCCAUUGCUGUCCAUUUUUAGCCCAGCAUUAGGAUUUCACUAACAAGCAGGGCAUGAUGGUGAAAGGUAGCACCUGGCCCUAAAAAGUAUACAUCAGGGACAUGACUCCAUUACCCAAAGCAGAGAGGAUGGGAAAGUCAUUCAUUCUUCUCCGUCUCUGGUUUUUAAUCGGAGGGUGAAAUAAAUUUGGCAGCUUCUAAAGCUGGCUUCUCCUUUUGAGGUGGGCUUGAAUGAACCCCCAGAUUUCUUUCCUGAGCUUUGCUCAGGAGCACUUUGCCAACAUCUCUUAGUCCUGAGCUGUGCAGGAGCUAUAACUCCUUUUACCUGUAGCUCAGCUUGUGGGUCCUCCUUGUCGAGGGUUUGCCACAACCCCUGGAGCCUCUUUCUUUGUGUCCCAUUUGCACUGUUUGUACAUGUCAGAUGGUGUUGGUGGUUGCUCGUGGGUAACCAGGCAGGACUCCGACCUGUCUUUUACAGGUUUUAUUGUGCAAACUAUUUACAGUGCAGACCAACAAAGUUCAUGUCCAUCUUAGUCAUGCAGAAUCCGGGAGUGGCUCCUUCCGGCUUCUCCCCCAGCAUAAAACUUCGGUACCCCGAGCCUCCGCCUCCCCUCUUUGCGUUUCACCCCUCUGCGCAAGCUGGACAAUGGAAGGGGCGUGCGUCCCUCCUACCCAGCCCAGCGAGGUGAGGCGCUGGGGCUCUCAACAGCAUCGUCGAGCCGUUUGCCUGGCCUCUUCCCUCUCUUCUCCACUGGAGGUGUGGCUUUUCCCACCGCUGGAAGAGGAACUGCUCCUCAGGAGCUUCGGAGGCUCUCUGUAUCCCACCGGCCCCCUGCCUCCCUCCCCUGUUCCAAUGGCAGUCCCCUGACAGUACAGUACCCUCAUUUUCUCAAUACCUGGAAGGCGUUCAUAAGGACGUAAUAUCCCUGCUUCAUCAGGCCAGAGGCCCAUCUAGUCUAAGGUUACCAGAUUUUUUUCAAUGAAUCCGGGGACACUUUUCAACUUCAAUAGAUUUUGUAUGGGGACUGAUUUGUAAAUCCAGGGACUGUCCCCGGGAAACGGGGACGUCUGGUAACCUUAAUCUAGUCCAUCAUCCUGUUCUCACAGAAUACCCAUGGGAAGCCCACAAGCCAUUCCUUUUUUCUCUGGGAGAGUCAAAUCUCUGCUUUUUUGCAUUCGCUGCUUUUGACAGAGAUCUCCAAGAGGCCCUGGUGAAAAGGGCGGGAAACGGAACGAUGAAUGCAACAAACUGAAAUGCACAGUGGAGCUAUUUCAUGUGGCCGAAAGUGUGUGUUUCCUUAGCAUUGUAAAAAGUUCUAGAACAAAAUACCGGGGUGGUUGUAUUGAAUGUGUACCUCCCUUCCCUGUAUCCCUUCAGCUUAUAUUCAGCAAUGAGUACACCCAGGCCGAAGGUCAAAGUUGGCAUCUGAAACACUUCUGCUGCUUUGACUGCGACUGUGUCUUGGCUGGGGAGAUCUACGUCAUGGUAAACGAAAAGCCUGUCUGCAAACCGUGCUACGUGAAGAAUCAUGCCGUGGUAAGAGAGUCACGAUUUGCCUGCGAUGCAUAACUACUUAUGUACAGUUAUGUGCCCAGAUAUGCUUUUUCAUAUCUUGCCUAGAACAGCGGUUUCUUAAAACACUGUUAUCCAUAACGAAAAACUACUGGCUUAUCCAUGCCCCACCCCAGCGUGGUGGUUGUCAGCUAAGUUUUAAUCGGAGUAGACUUAAUGAAAAUAAUAGACCUAACAUAGUCAUAGAAUUGUCGAGUUAGAAGACACUUUAUGGGUGAUCUAAGCCCAGACCCCCUGCAAUGUAGGAAUGUUCAUUAGUGUCAAUGUUUAAGGAUGUUGGUUUAUUGAUGUAUACUCUUGAGUAGAACUUGGUUUAAUACCACCCAAUGUUUUGUCUUUGACAGUGUUUCCUGUAAGCAAUUCAUUCACCAUCAAGGUCUCCUCUUAUCACAUGUUUUGUUCAGCAUCUACACACAAACUCUUGGGAAUGGCCAGCUUAGGCAAAAAGACUGGUAAUAUCAGGAAUGUGCUGGUGACACACAGCUACUCCCGUUUUGUUCCAGAGUAGGGGGGAAAACUGAGAUUACGCUAGUAAGGAAGGGAAGUUUGUAUGAAGGUGCCCUAUCCUCUUGUCAUCGUCCUGCAUGCUGAAGAGCAACCAAGUUCAAGUAAAGAUUUUGUGUAUUGUCCUUGAUCACUUUGAACAGUUUGUGUAAACCAUCCCUUUGCUUGACUAAAGUUGACCUUGCCACCAUGUCUCCUUCCCAGAUCACUCCCAUGAGACGUGGGGUUUUUUAUGGCUCUUUUUAUGAGCUUCCAGGGGUGCUCCUCCAUCACUUGCAAUUUCUGCAAAACGGAGAAGUACUAUUGCUAGUUUAGGCCAGUGGGAGAGCAUGAUGUUCAUAUUUCAUUGCACCUGCUCGCCCUCGAUUCAAAGGAAUCAUUAUUGACUUCCAGUGCUCUAACUGUACCAGAGAUCUGGAUGUCAAACUUUGCUCUGGUGCCUGAAUAAAUGCAGACAUAAAACAACAGGGGGCUGGGAUUUAAUUUCAUUUGAAUAGACCCAAUGUACCUUGAGUAUAAAACCCCUGGGGCAACUGUCCUUGUCUAAUGCUUUCAUAGAGCACUGACUCUCCUGCUAUCUUCUAGACUGAAGUUUUUGUCAGUUUCACUGCAUUGUCCAAAAUUGUGGACAGCCGUUGUAUUUCUUGUGAAGUCCACACAGCAUGACCACCAGGGGAGUAUCUCAGUGUGUGCAGUCUUAUAAAUAUUAUUCUUUAAAAUGCAGUGUCAAAGAAUGAAAUGUUUUUAAAACAUUGUUUAGCAUCUGCACCAGUUAGUCCAAAGUUAAUUACUUCCUCAUUCGGGUUCCUGGGUUUCCUUUGUUCUACUUACAAUGCUGCUUUUUGUAGCUUUUUUUAUUAUUUAUUAUUGUUCCAGUUUGGUUUUUCCUUCUCUUAAUGAGUGUUUUCUGUCUGUAGUUUCGCUUAGCUUUUUUGUGUGUGCUUCUUAAUCUGAAGUUCUUAAAUUCAGCUUUCCCACUGAUAGAGCAAUUAUUCAUCAGGACACUCUGUCUCCCCUCUUGUUCUGACCAUUAUCUGAAAUGAACUGACUGGAAAACACUUCUUUGUGUUUCUUCAGGGCAUCUAUUUCUUUCCCCCCCACAAGAACUUUGGGAAAAAAUCUUACACUCACUGACUCACAUUAAAAUAGAGAAGUGCAGAAUUUAAGAAGUUGCAAAAGGGGUGGCCUUGUUCUCACAGUAGAUGAAGCAGUGAGUGUACCACUGCAGGGGGGAGUUUGCAUAAUUGAAUAACCCUCCAUACAAAAACACAAGAAGCGCAAAGUCUUGCAUGUAUAAAACUAGCAUGCCAGAGAGAUAGGAGCUCUUUUGGGCACAGUCAUUCCAUGCUGAUUAACGACUGCUUGGAAAGGAAGAGCAGGGUUGUUGAGACUUGGUGGGGGAUAUCCAAUGAAGUAAUAUUCGAAACAGACCUACUGAAAUUUAUUGGACUUGUUACUUAAGUCUAUUGCUUUCAGUGGGUCAGAUCUGAGCAUGACUAACAUUGGCUAUCACCCAGUAUAUAUGUACAGACUUACCUGUAAGCAGAGAUGAGAUGGUUCAGUUGGUAGAGCAUAAGGAUCUUAAUCUCAGGUGCCUGGGUUCAAGACCCAAGGUGGGCAAAAGGUUCCUGCAUUGCAGAGGGUUGGACUAGAUGGCCCUUGUGGUCCCUCCCAAUUCUAUGAUUCUAUGAAUAGGUGGUUCAACUCAGUCUGUAGACUUGCUAUCAAUAUUUUUCUCCCUGCUUUCAUGAUCCUUCAACGAGGCAUCCAUCCCUGCGACUUUUCAGUGCGCUUAUUUUAGCAUUGUAGGAAUUUGCAUCUCAUGGCUCCUCACCUAUAGGAUAGACAGGCUGGUUCAUCAAUCCACAGUACAGUGUUCGCAGUUUGCACAAUAUCGCCACCAAGUGGAGGCCUGUGGAAAGCACUCAGUAUAGCUGCUCUUGCCUCAAGGAAGAACAGGCCAGAUCCACAGAAUGGGCAAACAGUAGGCUUUGACUUUUCUGCCUGCAGAGGAUCCCUUUCUGCGAGGGGAAAUCCAGUCCUCAGCCUUUACCUUUUCUACAUUCCACAGGCAAUUUCAAGGCACAAAGGAGAAACCAAGGAUGUUGAGUAAUGUUGUCAUUGUGGUAAAUUAUGUUACAGCUGAAGCAGUGUUAGAAACUUGGAUAUAUAAGCUAGGCACCAAAAGAUUCCUUAAACCAGGGUUACAGAAUCCCCAGUUGUCAUUUUUGGGCAAGACAGCUUGAAAGUCAUAUUUUUCAAUGUGACUUUUUGGUUCCUGAAAAUCAUUGUGAUUGUGCAGAUAAAAUAUAACAGGUAGGAUUCUACAGGAUGUGUUGCCAAUCUGUGAAAACAGUCAAGGUUGAAGGAUCCUCAGGUGGUGCCUCUAGGUGGUGGAGGCACCAUCCUGGCACCCGGGCAUCUUUAGUUGGUCACAAGUGGCCAAUUUGUUGUCGUUUAGUCGUGUCCGACUCUUCAUAACCUCCUGGACCAGAGCACACCAGGCACUCCUGUCUUCCACUGCCUCCCGCAGUUUGGUCAAACUCAUGCUGGUAGCUUCGAGAACACUGUCCAACCAUCUCGUCCUCUGUCGUCCCCUUCUUCUUGUGCCCUCCAUCUUUCCCAACAUCAGGGUCUUUUCCAGGGAGUCUUCUCUUCUCAUGAGGUGCCCAAAGUAUUGGAGUCUCAGCUUCAGGAUCUGUCCUUCCAGUGAGCACUCAGGGCUGAUUUCCUUCAGAAUGGAUAGGUUUGAUCUUCUUGCAGUCCAUGGGACUCUCAAGAGUCUCCUCCAGCACCAUAAUUCAAAAGCAUCAAUUCUUCGGCAACCAGCCUUCUUUAUGGUCCAGCUCUCACUUCCAUACAUCACUACUGGGAAAACCAUGUCUUUAACUAUAUGGACCUUGGCAAGGUGAUGUCUCUGCUUUUUAAGUGGCUGAUAGCCAGGUGCAAAAUGUGCCUGGCGAAAUUCAAACGCUGAGCCGAAGUCAUAACAACAUCUGUAUUGAAUAUGCUGCGUUUCGUUGUCUUAUAAAGCUGGAAACAAAUGCAUUUUUCAUUUCUCUUGUCUACUCUCUAGGUCUGCCAGGGUUGCCACAACGCUAUCGACCCCGAAGUUCAACGUGUGAGUUACAACAAUUUCAACUGGCAUGCCACCACAGAGUGCUUUCUGUGCUCCUGUUGCAGCAAGUGUCUCAUUGGCCAGAAGUUUAUGCCGGUAGAAGGAAUGGUUUUCUGCUCGGUGGAAUGUAAGAAAAAGAUGAUGUCCUAAUGGGAAGAGAACCCGGAUCAAGCCAAGUUUCGCUUUACUUCAGAACCCUCUGCAUUUCUACUGUAUUGGGGCGUUUUUUAAACAAAAUUGAACGUAUUAAAUGGCAUAUUCCAAAGAUUUUUUUUUUAACAUUUCUAACUUGAUAGCUUCCGAUUAAGUACUUCCAGCACUUCUCUUACUACUUUGUUACUACUUGUUGCAAAUGUUACUCACAUAUAGGGAGCCUGAUAUUCCUGGUGUAUUUCAAAGACUAGAUGCUCUAAAGUCUUCUUUUAUACACAUUUUAAAACAAACUGUGUAAAAAUAAAACAAUGACUUGGUAUGUUGUAAAUCAGUGUUUCCCAAACUGGGGUCUCCAGCUGCUUUUGAACUACAAUUCCCAUAAUCCCUGACCACUGUUCCUGCUAGCUAAGGAUGAUGGGAGUUAUAGUCCAAAAACAGCUGGAGACCCAAGUUUGGGAAACACUGUUGUAAAUGUUAUACCCUACUCCAGAUGUUGCUGGACUACAACUCCUUUCAUCCCUGACCAUUGGCUAUGCUGUCUGGAGCGGAUGGGAGUUGGAGUCUAGCAACAAAUAGAAGGCCACAUGUUUUGGGUUCUACCAUUUCAAAAAAUCUCACAAAUACCACAAUAUAUGGGGGGAAUUCUAAGCUUAGAAUCCUUUUCCUGACAUGCUUGCUUCAUAUGUGAGGUGAGAUUUUGAAUGUGUGAAGUAGCAUUCAAACAUUUGAAUUUCUCACUUUCAGUCUGAAGCAUUACAAGUCCAACCACUGAUCAUAUUUGUUAGCGUGCCGAUUCUGUACGGCAGCCCUCAAACAUAAUUAGGCAGAAAUAAAUAUUUUUAAGCCUUCCUGCUUCCACUGAGCAUCUUAAGCAAAUGCCCCAAAGCUUUGGCUCCAACCUUUAAUAUUUGCAUUAAAAUACUUUCCCUUCUUUGUUAGGUUUAAACUGUUUUGUUUUUUAAAAAAAGCAGCUGUGGACUUUUUGGUGCUUAGAAUGUGACUUGCUCUCUAUUAAUCUGAAGUUUCUGUGCCUCUUUCUCUGUCCUCUUCCAAUCAAGCUUGUUAUCAAGUGUGUCCAUUUUGUCUCUUCAUUUUAUGUAUUGUCCAGAAUUAUAGGCAAUAGGAAAGAUUUAAAUUUGCCCAUGCCUCUGCACAUGAAUGAGAUUUCUAAUACAGGGCAGCUACACCUGGAGACCACAGGUUGUCAACCCCUGGAGCAAACAGUAUAUAGGCUAAUGGGUUUGAUUUUGUAUAAGGCAGCUUGCAAGCUAGUGCAGUUAUUGCGAUGCUGAAAUUUCUUUAUAACGAAUGUAAGAAGGUACACAGCAAAGGAAUGUGGGCUCUUGGCUUUGUAAACUAUGCAAACUCUUUCCAUUCAACUCUCCUAAGACUAAAGAAAUGUGCAAACUUAUAUUCAUGCUCUCAAAUAAAACUUUUACCAAACCGUU
Messenger RNA from Podarcis lilfordi (Lilford's wall lizard), 29284 nucleotides. Lineage: Eukaryota; Metazoa; Chordata; Lepidosauria; Squamata; Lacertidae. The record is from the annotation of a GenBank genome assembly.